AUGCCAAGUCACUCAGUGAGUCGGUCCGCUUUACCGAGUAUCGCCAGCCAAAUCGAAGCCGAUACCACCGAGCGGACGAAGCGAGUCGAGGACAACAACAACAACAAGGUCACCGAGUAUUUGGCUAUCGUGCAGGAAGACUUGAGCCGGAGUGGUCGCCUGUACACGAACGACAAAUAG
Molecule: messenger RNA, 180 nt
Organism: Colletotrichum higginsianum IMI 349063
Lineage: Eukaryota; Fungi; Ascomycota; Sordariomycetes; Glomerellales; Glomerellaceae
Exons: 2
Coding region: 1-180 (59 amino acids)
Source: RefSeq, a predicted model, not a curated record